Molecule: messenger RNA, 1521 nt
Organism: Parastagonospora nodorum SN15
Lineage: Eukaryota; Fungi; Ascomycota; Dothideomycetes; Pleosporales; Phaeosphaeriaceae
Exons: 4
Coding region: 1-1521 (506 amino acids)
Molecular function (GO): oxidoreductase activity
Source: RefSeq, a predicted model, not a curated record
AUGGAGUCGCAAAAGGCUGAGACUGUAACACAGGACGCUACCAACACGAAAGCUUUGCAUGGGGUUUCUUCCAUGGUCACUGUCAUCGAACUCGACUCACACUCUGCACCACGCACCCAAUUGACGGAUUACGAACAGAACUCUGAGUCUACGCUUGACGUGAAUAUUUCAAGCCCUGGGCAAUAUUCAAUGCAACUCGAUGAAGUUCAACCCACACGAAACCAAGCUCCUCCAAGGCUUGAUUCCGAAGUCUCUGCUGCGGUUCAAGUUCUUCGAAUCAUCGAGAGUUAUGGGCAACACAAAGACAUCAGCUAUCAAUGGAAAGGCAUUGCUAGCUACGCACCUAUAGUGGCGACGCAGAUCCGAGCUGGUAAGCCAGUUCGCAUACUUUUCACUGGAUUCGGUUUCAAAUCGCCACUGGUACUAGGUCGACUACCCGACUUGGGCGAAAAGCUCGCACUCGCGCACUUGGAUGGACUUUGCUCAAACAUCGCCACCGUCUACGAAGUGGGUGCAGAGGUGCAUACCGUUCGGUGCUAUGUGGAAGGUCUUCGUCAGAUUGUAGACACGAACGAGCUUCGCAACAUACAUAUCAUGGAAGCUGGUGGUUCGCCAGGCCUAAAUGAAGUACAAGACAACGAGGCAUACGAGGUAGUUCUGGGUAUAUCUGGCGCACCGUCGCAUUAUCGCGCUAAAGCCGACAUGUGGGAUUGGAAGGAUGACGGGACGGACGUCACCUUCGAGCAUCUAUAUCCCACCGGAACCAUCAUUCGUCCUGGAUCUUCAUACACUGGCAAUGCGCCGUCAAUCCAAGCGCUACCAAUGCGAAAGGUACGCAAACUCGCCCAAAACUUCUCACCUAUCGUUCUACGAGGCUUCAGCGAGACUACGAACGAGGACUACUUUCUCGCCAAGGGCAAUGAGCUUGGUGAGAUUUUGACCUGGACGUUCGGUCAGAUACUCAAGGUCAAGGACACUGGCGAAGUCGACAAGAACGCCAACAAUGUGACGUCCAAUGAAGCAAUGCCGAUGCACUUCGACGGUAUCUUUAAGUUCAUCGAUACGGUAGAUCCUGUCACUGGUGAAGUCAAGAAGGUCAUGACGCCACCACGAUACCAGUACUUUACUUGCUUGAGCACGGCGCCGAAGGGAGAUGGCUACACGCUCUUCGCAAACUCGCAUCUUUUCUUUCAAAACCUACCAAGCCCGUUCACGCUCGAGCGGUUGGAGAAGGCGACGUGGAGCAUGGUGAACGACGGUUUCUGGUCUGCGAAGCAGACUGGGCUACCGCUUGUGGUGCGACACAAGGAUACGGGCGCAGCAUGCCUACGAUGGCAUCAACCAUGGACGGAGACGAAUUUCUCGAAGUACUACAUCGAAAUUGAGAACGAUGAGGCAGCAGAUGAGUUGGUGAGCAUUAUCAACAGGCUGGUAUAUGACUAUCGCGUGUGCUUGAGGUUUGAGUGGGAGCAGGGCGAUCUACUGAUCAACGACAAUGACGGCAUUUGCUGGGGCUUGUGA